GGAAUGGUGAGUGACGUUCGUGAGUGAGUGCCAUUUGCAUUGCUUUGUUCCUUUGGUGCUUUUGUAAAAUAAACAACAUUUCCAAGUGAAAAUGAUUUAAAUAUAAAUCAAUUUGUAUUUAUUAGUACCCUCAAGCUGAUCAAGCUUAGUUUUGGCAAAUUAAUAUUAUUUCACUAAUUUUGUUGCUGUAAAAUAACAAGCUUCUCAAAAUGUCUUCUGGGCCAUACAACUACUCAUAUAUUUUCAAAUAUAUUAUCAUUGGAGACAUGGGUGUUGGUAAAUCAUGUCUUUUGCAUCAAUUUACUGAUAAAAAGUUUAUGGCUGAUUGUCCUCAUACAAUAGGAGUUGAAUUUGGCACUCGUAUUAUAGAAGUUGCUGGACAGAAAAUUAAACUACAGAUUUGGGAUACAGCUGGACAAGAAAGGUUCAGAGCUGUCACGCGAUCGUAUUACAGAGGUGCAGCAGGUGCCUUGAUGGUGUAUGACAUAACAAGAAGGUCCACUUACAAUCAUUUGAGCAGUUGGCUUACAGACACACGAAAUUUAACAAAUCCAAGCACUGUGAUAUUCCUGAUUGGCAAUAAAUCUGAUUUAGAUGGUCAAAGGGACGUCACUUAUGAAGAAGCAAAACAGUUUGCUGAUGAAAAUGGAUUGAUGUUUGUUGAAGCCAGUGCUAAAACCGGGCAGAAUGUGGAGGAAGCUUUCCUAGAAACAGCUAAGAAGAUAUAUCAAAGUAUUCAAGACGGUCGCCUGGACCUGAACGCGGCCGAGUCGGGCGUGCAACACAAGCCCGCGUCGCCGGGCCGCCCGCUCGCCGCGCAGCCCGCCGCUCGGGACAACUGCGCUUGCUAACCUAUCCUUGUUCGUUAAUACUAGCGCUUUGUAAUAAUACUUAACAAACAUGUUAGUUAAUUCUACUGUAAACCCUAUUUUAUUUUAAAUAUUGUAUUUAUACUUAUCGCGUAUAGUGUACAUUCCAUGAAGUAUCAAGGUGUGAAGAAGUAGGGUAUAAUUGUGUAAAUUAAUUUUAAUGUGCAAUGUUCAGGUACAUAUUAUUAUAAGUAAAAUCACAAAUCGAUUGUCAUUGUUUUUUAAUAUACGAGUGCACAUGAAAAGAG
Amyelois transitella is the source of this 1117-nucleotide messenger RNA. It is a transcript of the gene Rab14, whose product is annotated as ras-related protein Rab-14. Gene Ontology annotation, cellular component: recycling endosome; trans-Golgi network; phagocytic vesicle. The coding region runs from base 210 to 851 and encodes 213 amino acids. Gene Ontology annotation, molecular function: GTP binding; GTPase activity. Gene Ontology annotation, biological process: defense response to bacterium; Golgi to endosome transport; phagosome maturation. The transcript has 5 exons. The record is from RefSeq and is a predicted model, not a curated record. Lineage: Eukaryota; Metazoa; Arthropoda; Insecta; Lepidoptera; Pyralidae.